AUGGACCCAACAUUUCCGAACGGUGGCUAUGGAUGGGUUUGCACAGCCGCCUCUGCCAUGAUCAAUGCCCACACAUGGGGCCUCAACUCGAGUUAUGGGGUAUUUCUCGCCCAUUAUCUGUCAGUCGAGUACUUCGCUGGCGCCACCCCUCUGGAAUAUGCCUUCAUUGGGUCUCUCAGCAUCAGCUGCGCUCUGAUGGUCUCACCCGUUGCAACUGCUCUGACGAGAGGGAUUGGGGCGAGGCCAACCAUGCUGUGCGGCGUGGUGAUACACACCGCAGGCUUAAUACUGGCCAGUCUUGCUACAAAAGUCCUCCACCUAUUCCUUACCCAAGGUAUUCUGUUCAGCCUUGGUGUGGGACUGCUGUUUAGUCCGGCUGCUGCAAUUGUUCCCCAGUGGUUCAGCACACACCGCUCUCUAACCACAAGCAUAUCCGCCAGCGGCUCUGGAUUUAGUAGUUUGAUCUAUCCGGUCGCUUCGGGCGCCAUGAUCCAGAAGCUCGGAGUUCCGUGGACGCUUCGUGUCUUGGGCAUAGUGGCCUUUGUCGUCAACACUCUCUGCGCCUGUCUUGUGAAAGACCACAGUAGCGCGAUUGGAUCGACUCAGUUAGCCUUUGAUACUCGACUACUCCGCCGACCUGAGUUUCUCUUAUUGCUUGGCUUCAGCUGGUUCAGCAUGCUGGCGUACGUGAUCCUGGUUUUCAGCCUGUCCAACUACGCAACCUGGAUCGGGCUUGACCCCUCGAAAGCUGGCCUUAUCAGCGCCCUCUUUGAUCUAGGACAGGGGCUCGGUCGCCCCGUCAUUGGCUAUUUCAGUGAUCAGACCGGGCGCCUCAACAUGUCAAUUCUGAUGACCCUUCUUGCGGCUUUACUCUCUCUCGCCGUCUGGAUUCCUGCCAGAACGUACCCUGUUCUUGUUUUCUUCUCCGUUGCCUGUGGGCCUGUUGCCGGGACCUUUUGGGCGACCAUUGGCGCCGUUAUAGCAGAAGUUGCGGGAAUGCAACAGGUCCCGACGGCGCUGAACUUGGUCUAG
This is a messenger RNA of Fusarium keratoplasticum, 1032 nucleotides long. RefSeq names its product MFS domain-containing protein. The record is from RefSeq and is a predicted model, not a curated record. Gene Ontology annotation, molecular function: transmembrane transporter activity. Bases 1 to 1032 code for a protein of 343 amino acids. Gene Ontology annotation, biological process: transmembrane transport. The transcript has a single exon. Lineage: Eukaryota; Fungi; Ascomycota; Sordariomycetes; Hypocreales; Nectriaceae.